GUCAGAAUAACCAACAACAUGCGAAAUGUUCGUCUAUCAGUAUCAGUUCGGUGUUCUGUUGGUUGGCACUUUCUUCUUUCCCCUGCUGUAUAUAUCGUUGAGAGUCUUACUACAAAGAACGCAUAUAUCCCGAUUUGGCAGAGCCAUCGUUAGAGAUGCGUCCAAUAAAGCCGUCUCCACCAUUCAAGCCAUCUUGUGUGUUACUAGUGGAGCUAUCAUUGUUGCCAACUGCCAUGAUGAUGUCAUGAAUGACAGGCACCACCUUGCCACGGACUAUGCGUGGUUUGGGUGUCCGUACAUGCUCUACGAUGUGUGGUCGAUGUACGACGUCCACCGACGCAUGUUCUCCCACGUCGAACCCGCCGCGCUGCUGCGCCACUUCCUCUGCCGGCGAGGCCUGUUCAUCGUCCACCACCUCGUGCUGCUGGCCGUCUUCUUCCCUUUGGUCGUGCACUUCAGACACGACCGCGGAGAUUUCUUCGUUGGUUGCUUCUACCUAGCAGAGUUCAGCACACCGUUCGUGUCGGCCCGCUCCAUCCUCGCCAAGGUCUAUCAGAAGAGCUCCUGCGUCUACUUAUGCAACGGUCUCGCCAUGGUGGUAGCGUUCGUUGUUUGCCGAGUCGCUCUAUUCCCCUUCAUGUACUGGUGUUACGGGCAACAGGUUGGACUCAGCAUAGCCCAGGUGGUAAUGUCCAUUCCAUUGAAGUGCAAUGUAGGGUGCGCCACCGUGCUGCUGCUGCAACUCUACUGGCUCAGUGUGAUGUUGGUUGGGACUUAUCAGGUCAUCUGUGGCAGCAAUAACGAAAUUGCAUCGCAGGAGAAACAGAACAGCAAGCAGUCUGUUAGCUAACAUACAGACACAGAGAUUGACAAGAAAUCUGAUAGCUAAUAUAACAGAGACUAGCAGGCAGUGUACGUGUCACCUAAGUCUUUCAUUGGUUCUAAGAAUGGUGAAUAAGACAUGUCCAUCGCACGAGGGGAUAUCAAGAGUGUAUAUGGAGAAUAUAUCUCAAUAUAUCUCUAUAUUAUACAUUCCUGGGGAUAUCACAUGCUGACAUUCACGUUUUGUGUAUGACGUCAGGAAAAAGAGUUUGGGUUAGGUUUGUUUAGUUGUUAAUCGUCAACGGUUAUCAUGGUUAAAUUGUGGUUGGGUUAUAAUUGGGGGUAACUCAAUUUAUUUAAAUUGGGUUAGGGAUUGGCUCGUGCAACCAGAUCAUGCCACAUUUCCUUGUGAUAUGGAAUUUAUUGGUAAAUAUACGAGAGUAUGCUAGUCAGAUGUGAGAGUAUGUGGCUCGGUAUUGGUUCACCGAUGGUUCUAUUAACAGUAUUUCAAACAAGCUAUGACCUUACUGUACGCAGUGAGUCAUUGGCACCAUUAAAUGGCCAAGCUUAGAAGUAUCAAACUGCUUACAACGUAUGACAGUGCUGUAUUGGUUUUCAACUUGAACUUCAGGGAACAUUUAACUAAUAUAAUUAACUGAAUAUGUUAUAGAUUUAUUUUACAAAUUUUACAUAUGUCAAUUUAGUAAAACUUACAUUUUUUUUAAAGUGUAGUACAUUACCCAAUGUAUGAGUCAUAAUUUUAUUUUGAAAAGUUAUUUUCUGGAAUAUAUUCGUAUGUGAUAUAGAGGUCAGAGCUCCACCGAACGUACACUGUAAUGUGCAAUGCAUUUUUAAUAAACGUUAAUUACAAUGUAUAUACAUUGCUGUAACAAUUAA
Priapulus caudatus is the source of this 1719-nucleotide messenger RNA. RefSeq names its product protein FAM57A-like. The record is from RefSeq and is a predicted model, not a curated record. The coding region runs from base 26 to 850 and encodes 274 amino acids. The transcript has 6 exons. NCBI's taxonomy places the organism in Eukaryota, Metazoa, Priapulida, Priapulimorpha, Priapulimorphida, Priapulidae. Gene Ontology annotation, cellular component: endoplasmic reticulum; membrane. Gene Ontology annotation, biological process: lipid homeostasis.